Messenger RNA from Selaginella moellendorffii, 2521 nucleotides. RefSeq lists its product as uncharacterized. NCBI's taxonomy places the organism in Eukaryota, Viridiplantae, Streptophyta, Lycopodiopsida, Selaginellales, Selaginellaceae. The record is from RefSeq and is a predicted model, not a curated record. The transcript is spliced from 2 exons. Bases 28 to 1176 code for a protein of 382 amino acids.
UUUAGGGUUCUUGGAUGCUGGGCGAUAAUGCGGUUGAUCUCUUACUUCCUGGCGCUCGUGCUCUCCGCGUCUCUGAUCUUCCUCCUCCGCGGAUCCCCGGCAUCGCCUCGAUGCCGCCACCGCGGCGGCGGCAUCGGCAGCAAGCUCAAGCACAGCAGCGUCGUCCAGGACGAUGAUCUGGUCGCAGGAUUGGGUAUUUCAGGGCGGAUCCAGUGCCGGAGUUCCUCCGGGAAGCCAGGGGCGACCUGGAUUUCAUCCAGCUGUGGUACGGAGAGCGUGGGAUUGGUCUCUUUGUUCGUCCCGCCCGAUCGACACAGUGGUGAGUGCGAUGGUUCUGUAGUUGGGGGCAGGGUUUUGCGGGGCUUGGAGAAAGGCUACUCUGUUCUUCGCGUGUUUGUGGAGUCCGCGCGGCUGGCCAUGCCCAAUUCCCAGCAGCUCGUACUGACAGAUCCGGCCGCCGUGAUUUCCACCGAAAGGCUCCCUGCUGGGAUCUCUUUCCAGCGAGUGCCUGGGAAUUACUCCCGCGGCAAUCUCAUGCUCCAAAGGCUGGACUCUUACAUUGCAUUCCUGGACGAUCAGAUCAAACAGGUUGGAAAGGCCGACUCGCUCCAGCAUUUUAUAUUCGCCGACUCGGAUAUGAUCGUCGUGGGGGAUUUGGGAUGCGUGUUUCUCGAGUUUCCCAGCUUUGACGUGGCUCUUACGUUCCGGAAUAACAAAGAACAGCCCAUCAACUCGGGGAUGAUCUUCGUGAGGGGCAGCAAAGAUGGUCUGGCCAAGGGAAAGCUGCUGCUCCAGAGCGUCGUGGAUUCCUACAGGAGGGACUUCUUUCGAGCGUCUCGGAUGAUGGGUGACCAGCUCGCAUUCGCUUGGGUGGUGAGGCACUUCUCGGAUCCUCUCGAGGAUUCGUUCAAGCAGGGGAAAGUUUUCAAGAGCCAAGUUAAAGGGGUGGAGGUGCUGUUCCUGCCUUGCUCGUCGUAUAACUGGACGCCUGCCGAAGGAGCUGGACAGUUCCAUGGCAUGCCUCUGGACGUCAAAGCUAUUCACUUCAAAGGCUCCAGGAAAAGGCUGAUGCUCGAAGCUUGGGAUUCUCACAAACAUCAGGUAGCAGCAACCAAAGACUUGCUGCCGCUACAAUGCUUCGUUCUAAAGAGUGGACGCUCAAAGUACGAUUUUUGAUAAGGUAUGGAGGCCCGCAAACUUUUAGACGGCUGCAAUGUGUCCGACCUCGGUGGCAGCAUUUCCCAUGUUGAUCAUGGACUCCGCGAAUAAAACCUUGAACAGGUUGGGAUCCUGAGCAAGAAACCUCACGAGGCCGGAGGUCUCAGAGCUCUCAACAAGGACGUGGUCGGAGUUCAGUACACCAUUGUUCGCGACCAGGUUCCUGAAGUAGGCGUUGUCGAAGCUAAACUCGGAGUUUCUGUCCAGGGCCACUGUCGGGCUUGGGUCUGCUCCCUGUGGAGUGCAAAUCCGUCGGAGCGCAGCAGCGUACUCGGCAUUCAGCCUGGGAUCCGGCAGUCCACCAGUGAAGUUGUAGAGACGGUUCUCGAAGAAGCGGCACUUUGUUCGACCGAUAGUGUGGCCACCUAGAGAUUAAAGCUUGGGUCAGGAAACAGGCAAAUAGGGGCUUGGAAGAACAACUUACCGGAAAGAAGGACGAGGUCCUGAGUAGACAAUCCAACGUUUGCGAAUUUUCGCUUCAACUGGUCGAUGUUUUCGAAUGGGCUAGCCAGUCUCUCAUUGGCGAGCGUCCUGUUGGAAACUCUUCCAUCGUACCUUCCGGUUGGUACCUGAUAGAACAAUCCUCCGAGCUGACAAAGAAGACCAGGGGUCAAGCCAAGCCAGGAACACUACACGACUCUGGAGGAAAAGCUUUCUUACAAUGACGGACGAAUCUCUGGCUGCUACGGCGAUGAUAUCAGCGCAGCUCACAGCUCCCGGACACACGGCCUCGAUCCUCGUCUUGGCCUCGUCGAUGAUCUCGAAUCCACGAACGGAGUUAUCGUUCCCGUCAGCGAAUCUCUCGACGUCUGUCCCGUCAGUGGGAGUGGAUUCGAGCAUCACUGAAGCAUCGCAUCCCUGGAGGACGAAAGUUAUGGAUCAAAGAAACGGCGAGAAAAAGAGCCAAGUAUGGAUCAGUGAAGAGAACUUACUUCGACAAAGCAAUCGUGGAAGUGUAAGCGCAGGAGGCCCGCUGGAGAGGUCGGGUCCUUGAGGAAGUUUUGGAAGACGGUGUCGCGGAUGCUCGCCUCGGCCGGGGGGCAUUGCAAGCCGAUUUGGGCGAUGGUGGCGGCGAUCAAACCGAGCAAACAGCAUGCAACAAGAGAGAGCCGUGCCGCCAUCGAGGUAGGGAUCUAAACUUCUGUGAGAUAUCGCUCGAGCUCCCGCGAUGAUUUAUACCUGACUGCAACAAAGAAGAGAUCGUAGCCAUUUCGGAGUCCAUGCGCGCUCGCGAAAAUCGAUCUUCGCUUGUGGCACACACGCACGAGAUUUUGAAAAAACUUUGGAGGCAAUUUUGACGUCA